AUGUAUUCCCUCACCACUUCUUGUCUGGUCUUGUUCUUCCUCUUCUUUUCAUUCCACCCUCUUCCUUGUGUUGUAAGUAAAGAAGACCUUGGUUGGUGUAAGGCUCUGUUCCAAUGUGGUAAUCUCACUGCUGGUUUCCCCUUCUGGGGUGGGAAUCGUCUCAAACCUUGUGGUCAUCCGUUACUGGAGCUUCGCUGCCUCAAAGACGGCAUCACCUCUCUAAGCAUCUCAAACCAUGAGUACAAUGUCUUUCAUAUAGAUCAAACACGUAAUACUCUUAGACUUGCUAGAACAGAUCUUUUAGGUUCUUUUUGUUCCGCUAAAUUCAAAACCGCAACCUUGCCCCACGAGAUCUUUAAGCUUUCCCCAACGUAUAAGAGCCUCAAUGUUUUAUACAACUGUGAUCCUAAGUUAUCUUACCGCUCAAGUUAUACAUGUCCAGAUCUAGGUCUUUUUUCAAUGUCUCAAAGCCUUGAUUACAAGUAUUCCUGCCAAGACAGUUUCACAGUUAACGUUCCAACGAGUUUUGUUCCAGAGGAGAAAGAGUUAAAUUUGACCAAUUUAGAAAGUACUCUACGAGAAGGGUUUGAGAUGAAGCUAGUGAUCGAUGAGAUACCAUGUCAAGAAUGUUCAUCCACUCAAGGAAUCUGUGGUUUCAGCAGUACCACACAGGUUUGCUGCAACGUAACCUCACCAUCUGGUGGUGUUAGUUGCCUUCCACACCCUCAACCUAGUGCUGAUGAGCUUAAGCGACGCUGCAGCGAAAAGUUUAGCUGCGGAGAUCAGCGCGAUCUCUAUUACCCUUUUUGGGUACCUGGCAGAGAAUACUGUGGCCACCCUGACUUCAAACUCGACUGUAGAGGAGAAUUAGCAGAACUUAACAUCGCCUCAGUGAAGUUCAGAGUCUUAAAUAUGAGCAAUGAUUCUAUUAUCAUAAGGCUAGCCAGAUCAGAUUAUAUCGGCGAUCUUUGUCCUUCAAAUCCACUAAAUGAACCGCUUAUCGAAAACGUCCUUCAGUUCAGUUCUGACACAGAGCUGCUGACAUUAUACUACGAAUGCCAACUAAAUUCAUCGGUUAGUUCGGCUACUAGCUACACUGGAGAGUUUGGCUGUGAUAGCGGAAAAAGUUAUUAUGUAACUAAAAACCUCUCAUCACCUUUACUUGACAGGUUUAGAGGCGUUUUAAACAACUUUAGGGGAAUGUGCAAAAGAAAAGUCAGUGUUCCUGCCUCUGGACCGGCUUUAAAAACACUUCAGGGAAAUCCAAAUACAUAUAAUCUACAAAAGGCUCUUGAACAGGGUUUCGAGCUCGAUAAUUCGAAUUGUUCCGUAUGUGUUUUGUCCGGCGGUUCUUGUGGAUAUAAUAGUCAGAACUCAAGUGUGUUUAUCUGCUAUUGUAAAGAUGGACCGCAAGACUAUCAAUGCGAUUUUGAAUUAAAUGGUAACAUAUCUUUUAUCUAUAUGUUACAGAUCAUUGGUAUUCUCAUUGUUUUGUGUACAAUAGUAGGUAUAAUUGCAUGCUUGGUGUUAUUGUGUCCUUGUUGCAAAGUCCAAAUAUUCCGGAAGAGAAAAACAUCAGAUGAUCGGAGACAAGAGAAGCUAAAGGCCCUUAUUCCACUAAAACAUUAUACUUAUGCACAAGUGAAGAAAAUUACAAAGUCAUUUGCGGAAGUGGUUGGGAAAGGCGGAUUUGGCAUAGUUUAUAAAGGAACCCUUUGUGAUGGUCGUAUGGUUGCGGUGAAAGUACUGAAAGAAUCAAAGGGUAAUAAUAGUGAAGACUUCAUCAAUGAAGUUUCCAGCAUGAGCCAAACAUCUCAUGUCAACAUUGUUUCCUUGCUUGGUUUCUGUUCUGAAGGUUCAAAGAGAGCAAUUAUUUAUGAAUUUUUGGAGAAUGGGUCGCUCGAUAAGUUCAUCUCGGAGAAUAUGUCAACGAAGUUGGAUUUAACGACACUCUAUGGGAUCGCGCUAGGAGUAGCUCGUGGUCUAGAGUACUUGCAUUAUGGCUGCAAAACAAGGAUUGUGCAUUUCGACAUUAAACCUCAAAAUGUACUGUUGGAUGAUAAUCUCUCGCCCAAAGUUUCUGAUUUCGGACUUGCUAAAUUGUGUGAGAAGAAGGAAAGCAUCUUGUCAAUGAUGGAAACAAGAGGUACAAUAGGAUACAUUGCACCAGAGAUGGUCUCUCGAGUUUAUGGAAGUGUUUCUCACAAGUCCGAUGUUUAUAGCUACGGAAUGUUGGUCUUCGAAAUGUUGGGUGCACGGAAGAAAGAAAGAUAUGGUCACACUUUUGCAUCGGACGCUAGCUCAAUGUACUUUCCAGAAUGGAUCUAUAAGGAUCUUGAGAAGGGAGACAAUGAGGAUCUUGAAAAGGGAAACAUUGGAAAGUAUAUUGGGAAUGGAAUCAGCAGUGAAGAAGAGGAGCUAGCAAAAAAGAUGACAUUGGUGGGAUUGUGGUGUAUUCAGUCUUCUCCAUCAAACCGUCCACCGAUGAAUAGAGUAGUAGAGAUGAUGGAAGGAAACUUGGGUGCUCUUGAAGUGCCACCAAGACCUGUUUUGCAGCAAAUUCCUGUCGUACCUCUUGAUCUUGAAUCUUCUUGGAUAUCAGAAGAAACUUCAAGCAUCUCUGAGAUUGAAAAUAAUAACCUUCCAAGUUUGUGAAAAAAAUACUGUUGUAAA
Messenger RNA from Capsella rubella, 2673 nucleotides. Its product is annotated as LEAF RUST 10 DISEASE-RESISTANCE LOCUS RECEPTOR-LIKE PROTEIN KINASE-like 2.7. The record is from RefSeq and is a predicted model, not a curated record. Gene Ontology annotation, molecular function: protein kinase activity; polysaccharide binding; ATP binding. The transcript has 4 exons. Gene Ontology annotation, biological process: protein phosphorylation. The coding region runs from base 1 to 2655 and encodes 884 amino acids. NCBI's taxonomy places the organism in Eukaryota, Viridiplantae, Streptophyta, Magnoliopsida, Brassicales, Brassicaceae.